Fibroporia radiculosa is the source of this 1146-nucleotide messenger RNA. RefSeq lists its product as uncharacterized. The record is from RefSeq and is a predicted model, not a curated record. NCBI's taxonomy places the organism in Eukaryota, Fungi, Basidiomycota, Agaricomycetes, Polyporales, Fibroporiaceae. The coding region runs from base 1 to 1146 and encodes 381 amino acids. The transcript has 5 exons.
AUGAUUUCCAUCCCUCCAAAUCCCUCUGCUGCUUUUGAUUCCCAAUCUCCAUCUCGAGUCAAUGUACCUGACAUCGACCUGGAGGCACAUAUUCUCUCGGCAGAUGAUUCAGUUGAGUCAGCAACUAAUUUUUCCAAUGAUAUAGUAUAUCCCGCUGCUCUUCCUAGAAAUAGCAUGUGGGUAACGCUCCAAGAUGAAGAAUAUUUGACGGUAAAUGGCACUACACCCGCAGUACUUGAAAAAGACCUGUCUAGAUCCAGGACAGAAGACGAAGUCAUGUCGCUGGGCGGGAGAGCGUCCAUCAAUGCUAAACCGCAUGAAGUCUCUGAGGUCGCCAACCACGUAGAGGGGGGGUUGUCAUUGCUGCAUCUUUCUUCCACCUCAAAGCGUGGGGCUCCAGGCCAACCCUCAACGUCACGAGAUAAAGUCCCAGAAACAUUCAUCAAGGAAGAUAUGCAAAGAGUGUGGUCAGACUGCGCCAAGCAAGUCUGGGAGCAGCAGAGAGAGAUCAUCGACAGGUGGAAGGAUGAAUUGAAUACGCUCCUAAUUUUUGCCGGUCUGUUCUCAGCUGUCCUCACCUCGUUCGUAAUUGAGUACUAUUCCACUCUUCAACCAUCGACCUUCGGCACUCCCCAAAUUCUCGUCGUCAUCUCUGCACUGCCGGAAGUCUUCAUCGCCACUGCUGAUCAUCAUAAUUUGCUCUUUCCGUCGAUGUCCGCUCUGGUCAAUUCGUCCUCGGCGACGCAGGCCUCGUCUCAGGCCAUCGCUGUCAACGGGCUCUGGUUCGCUGCGCUUGUCUUCAGUCUUGGCGCAGCAUCCCUCGCCAUAUCUGUCAACCAGUGGUUAAACCAUCACCGGACGCGGCCGUUGAGCAUGUCUCGAGAGAGCGCAGAGAUCUGGUACCUGCGACAUCGGAGCCUUGACCGAUGGAAGGUUCCUCUAAUCAUCAGCGUCCUUCCGGUUCUUCUACAAGUCUCGCUAGCUCUAUUUCUCGUUGGGCUGGUCAUUCAGUUAUGGUCACUGAAUGCUUGCAUAUCUACCGUUGUCUGUGGUCUCGUUUCGCUGCUGUUGUUGGGUACCAUUGGCACUGCAUUCAUUCCCGCUCUUGUGCCUGACUGUGCCUACAAGUCUCCGCAGGCAUGGUAG